This is a messenger RNA of Triplophysa dalaica, 1628 nucleotides long. RefSeq names its product palmitoyl-protein thioesterase 2b (gene ppt2b). The transcript is spliced from 8 exons. The record is from RefSeq and is a predicted model, not a curated record. Lineage: Eukaryota; Metazoa; Chordata; Actinopteri; Cypriniformes; Nemacheilidae. The coding region runs from base 139 to 1005 and encodes 288 amino acids. Gene Ontology annotation, molecular function: thiolester hydrolase activity. Gene Ontology annotation, cellular component: lysosome.
UGCACCAGCCGGAAGCAACACAGACGGGAAUAAACAAGUGAGGGCGCCGGGCGGUUGUGUGUUAAAUACCUGCAGCGCUCGAGUUGUCGUUCGCUUGUAUUUUGUUUAACAUCAUCGUUAGAUGUGUGUGUUGUUGUGAUGAUGAGAGUCGUGUUUGUGUUUCCUCUGCUCGCCGUGUGUGUGUUGUGUGUGUGUUUGGCGUAUAAACCGGUGAUCAUCGUCCACGGACUCUUCGACAGCUCGUCAAAUUUUAACGCCCUCAUCAGCUUCAUUAAUGCGUCUCAUCCGGGCACGAAUGUGUCUGUCAUCGACCUGUUUGACGGCAGUGCGAGUCUCGAGCCGCUCUGGACACAGGUGGAGGGCUUCACACGGGCCAUCUAUCCCAUAAUGCAAAACUCUGCUGACGGUGUGCACCUCAUCUGCUACUCACAGGGUGGUUUGAUCUGUCGGGGGAUUCUCUCCACUCUUUCGGAUCAUAAUGUUCACUCGUUCAUCUCUCUCUCUUCACCACAGGGGGGACAGUAUGGAGACACAGAUUAUCUGAAGUAUCUGUUUCCACAGUUUGUCAAAUCUAAUCUGUAUCACGUGUGCUACACUUCAGUGGGUCAGAAGAUUUCCAUCUGUAACUACUGGAACGAUCCUCAUCACAGGGAGCAGUACAUUAACAGCAGUGAUUAUCUGGCGUUAUUAAACAGCGAGAGACCAAACCCCAACUCUACCGCCUGGAAACAGAACUUCCUGCGCAUGAAGAAGUUGGUUCUGGUUGGAGGUCCAGAUGACGGAGUUAUUACACCGUGGCAGUCCAGUCAGUUUGGCUUCUAUGAUGACAAUGAGACAGUUGUUGAGAUGAAACAGCAGAAGCUGUUUCUCAUGGACACGUUUGGUCUGAAGACGCUGUACGCUCGAGGAGAUCUGAUAUUGUGUUCUGUACCUGGUGUUGCUCAUGUUUACUGGCACUCCAAUGAGACGGUAUAUAAAACCUGCAUAGACAAGUGGCUGACAUAAACAACAACACAACAACAACACCUCAGUUACUUACAGUCAGAUCCUAAUAGUCAAACACACAUACAUGAGAGAGAGAUGACCGUCAGUGCCUGAAUCAUCUAACGUCAUCUUUACAUCUUAUCCACAUGCUUUGUUGUUUUUAAUGUGUUUAUGUUUAUUAUUUGUUUUAAUGAUUGACGGAUGUGAAGAGUUCAGUUUUUAUGUUUGUGUGCCUCAUGAAAAGGGACAGUAAAGACGGACUUGAUGUUUUAUAUUUAACUCAGUUUAACUUUAAACCUCUUAAAAGUUUGAGUUUUAAUUUGAAAGGGAAUGUGAUGUGUUUUAUGUUCACAGUUGUUUAAUAGUCAUUGAGAACUGUGGGGUUACAGUAAGCACAAUGUGAUGAAGAUGAUGUUGUUACACAUCCACUGUCAGUAUUGUAGAAAACAUUUAGUCACAUUUAUUGAUGUCAUAGCAGUGUUGUGUGUGGAUGGUCUUGUUUUAUCUACUUUAAAGUGAAUGAAGUGUAUUGAACUACACUUUCAGCUGAAACUGAAUUUCUCUUGGAUUAGUUUAGAUUUUGUAAUAUAAUUGUUUUUACGUUUUAUGUCAAGGUCAAUAAAUGGCUCAUGUUUCUAACAUCA